Papaver somniferum (opium poppy) is the source of this 3161-nucleotide messenger RNA. RefSeq names its product subtilisin-like protease SBT2.5. Bases 364 to 2823 code for a protein of 819 amino acids. Gene Ontology annotation, molecular function: serine-type endopeptidase activity. The transcript is spliced from 11 exons. Lineage: Eukaryota; Viridiplantae; Streptophyta; Magnoliopsida; Ranunculales; Papaveraceae. Gene Ontology annotation, biological process: proteolysis. The record is from RefSeq and is a predicted model, not a curated record.
AUUAAAUUUAUUUUUUUUUCUGUGGAUUUUUCCUACAUUUUCGGUCUCCUUGUCCAAGAACCAUCAUCAAAACCCUAAAACUCCAUCUUCAUUUUUCAUUUCACACUACUUCACUCUCUCCAUUACUGCAACUUCAGCAGAAACCAAGAAAAGAAAAAAAAAAGGUCUCUCCUUUACUACGCCUUGUAGUAAAAACCCAGAGAAGAAAACCCCCAGUUUAUCUUCUUCAUCAUCAUCUUCUUCUUGAUGAUGAUCAGUAUGGACUUGAACAAAUUCAUUUCUUCUUCUUCUUCUUUCUAGUUGAAGACUCUACUAGACCUCCUGUAAGAGUAUUGUUAUUUGGUUAUUGGUUGUGAAAAUUUGAUGGAGAUGAGGUCCGGGUGUAUAGUUUUAGUGUUUUGGAGUCUCUUAGUUUUUGGAAAAGCACAAGAAGUGUACAUUGUGACUAUGGAAGGGGAGCCCGUGGUUAGUUACAGUGGAGGAGUGGAGGGAUUUGAAGCUACGGCUGCCGCAGAAGAUACUGAUGAGAGAAUUGACACUGCUAGUGAAUUGGUUACAUCUUACUCCCAUCACCUUGUGAAGAAGCACGAUAUGCUUUUAGACAUGCUGUUUGAAAGUGGCACCUACAAGAAGCUCUACAGUUAUAAGCAUCUGAUUAAUGGGUUUUCCGUUCAUACUACACCUGAGCAGGCAGAAUCCCUUAGACGAGCCCCUGGUGUGAAAUCUGUUGAGAGAGAUUGGAAGGUGAGAAGACUAACAGUUCACACACCUCAAUUUUUGGGUCUUCCGAUGGGAGUGUGGCCUACCGGUGGUGGUUGUGACAGAGCUGGAGAAGAUAUUGUGAUAGGAUUUGUUGAUUCAGGAAUAUAUCCACAUCAUCCUAGCUUUGCAACCCACAAUACUGCUCCGUAUGGACCUCUUCCAAAAUAUAGAGGAAAGUGUGAAAUUGAUCCAGAUACUAAGAGGGACUUCUGUAAUGGAAAAAUUAUUGGUGCGCAACAUUUUGCAGCAGCUGCUGUUGCUUCUGGAGCAUUUAAUCCCUCAGUUAACUACGCAUCUCCUCUUGAUGGUGAUGGGCAUGGAAGCCACACAGCAGCAAUUGCUGCUGGAAAUAAUGGAAUUCCGUUGCGGAUGCAUGGGUUUGAGUUUGGGAGAGCAAGUGGGAUGGCUCCUCGUGCUAGGAUUGCUGUGUAUAAAGCACUUUACAGAUAUUUCGGAGGAUUUGUAUCGGAUGUUGUAGCUGCUAUUGACCAGGCUGUUCACGAUGGUGUGGACAUUCUCAAUCUCUCAGUUGGACCAAACAGUCCUCCAGCCACCACCAGGACCACCUACUUAAACCCCUUUGAUGCCACAUUGCUUUCAGCUGUGAAAGCAGGAAUAUUUGUGGUCCAAGCAGGAGGAAAUGGAGGUCCUUUUCCAAAGACCUUAGUAUCUUACAGUCCAUGGAUAACAACUGUUGCUGCUGCAAUUGAUGACCGCAGAUACAAAAAUCAUCUGUAUCUGGGAAACGGAAAAAUCUUAACUGGGCUUGGUUUAACACCUGCCACACUUUCAAACCGAACAUUCACCCUAGUGGCAGCAAAUGAUGUAUUGUUGGACUCGUCAGUUAUGAAAUUCAGCCCUUCAGAUUGCCAAAAGCCUGAAGUUUUCAAUAAGAAUUUGGUGAAGGGAAAUAUUCUUCUCUGUGGGUAUUCAUUCAACUUUGUUGUUGGCUCUGCAUCAAUCAAGAAGGUUUCAGAAACCGCUAGGGCCCUUGGUGCUGUUGGCUUCGUUCUUGCAGUUGAAAAUGUUUCGCCAGGAACCAAAUUCGACCCUGUUGCAGUUGGCUUGCCUGGGAUUCUCAUCACUGAUACCAGCAAGUCAAUGGAUCUUAUUGAUUACUAUAAUAGCACUACAUCAAGGGACUGGACAGGGCGGGUGAAGAGCUUUAAAGCAACAGGUAGCAUUGGUGAUGGUUUGAAACCUAUACUUCAUAAAUCGGCACCCCAGGUGGCACUAUUCUCUUCGCGAGGACCAGAUAUAAAAGAUUUCAGCUUCCAAGAUGCAGAUCUUCUCAAACCAGAUAUUUUGGCCCCUGGUGCUCUUAUUUGGGCUGCCUGGUCUCCGAAUGGAACAGAUGAAGCUAAUUACUUAGGUGAAUCAUUUGCUAUGGUAUCUGGAACCAGUAUGGCAGCACCACAUGUAGCUGGAAUAGCGGCCCUGGUAAAGCAGAAGCACCCUAAGUGGAGCCCAUCUGCCAUCAAAUCAGCUCUGAUGACCACAGCAUCUACGUUUGAUCGAGCAGGCAAGGGUAUUCAAGCUCAGCAAUAUUCGGGGUCUGAAACCAUGACUCUGGUACCUGCUACUCCAUUUGAUUACGGAAGUGGGCAUGUCAGUCCCAGAGCUGCUCUCGAUCCUGGACUCAUCUUCGAUGCUGGUUAUGUCGACUAUGUGAAAUUCCUUUGUGCAACUCCCGGAAUUGAUCCCAGCGAGAUCGCAAACUUCACAAGUUCAUCGUGCAAGACCUACCACGGUGGCCACCCAUCAGACCUCAACACUCCAUCAAUUGCAAUCUCCCAUCUCGUAGGAACUCGAACUAUUACCCGAACCGUCACUAAUGUAGCUGAGGAAGAAACUUACACAAUCACGACAAGAAUGUCCCCGGAGAUAGCAAUCGAAGCCAAUCCUCCAGCAAUGACUUUGCUUCCUGGUGCAUCACGCAAGUUCACCAUAUCCCUCACCGUUAGAUCAGUGACUGGAUCUUACAGCUUCGGACAGGUCUUGAUGAAAGGUAGUCGUGGUCACAAGGUACGAAUCCCAGUCGUUGCUAUGGGUUACUAUUGAAUGCUUGUUUUCAAUGUAUUGUGUUCUUGAUAUUCUUUGUAGUCUCACUGAAUAAGAGGUAUAAUAGUAUGUACGUAUUUAUAUCUAGCAGUAUAUACGUAGAGAAUUCUGUAAUUGUAGUCCUAGUAUUUGAAAAGGCGGAGAUGGCUAGUUUCCCCUUUAUAUAUAGAUAGAUAUAUAUAUCUAAGUUUUGUCUCUCACGUAUUAUGAUCGGAAAUUCUGUAUUUGGUUCGUAGUUUUCUCUGUAAUAACUGUACCAAGAAUCCCUCAUUAGCUAUGUAUCAUCGUUAGUAUUCUUCUCUGCAAUUGCUUGAGCUCAUGAACAUAGUAUUCGGUCA